AGAGCUAAACAUGUACAAUAUUUUUUGUGAAUGACGAUAACAUUUGACUAUGAGAGGAAUGGUUAAAAAAUGGGUUCCUCCAGGUUGUAUUCCAAAGGGAAUAAGCGAAGAAGAUGUGAGAAAAGCUUCUUUAAAUGGUUGGAAUUUAAUAGAUGUUGAUCCUGAUAAAGGUACAUUUGUGGUAAUUCUUGUCAAAACUAAGCAAGACAAAACCUUUGGACUCACUAUAUCAGGUGGGAAUGACAAAAGCAGACAUCCAUAUAUUUCAAAUCUAAAAGCUAAUGGCCUGGCAGACAGAUCAGAAUUGUUUUGUGUAGAUGACAAAAUCAUUGCAAUUAGUGAUAAUGAUAUUUCUAAUCUAAAUCAUGAUGAAAUCAUUAAAAUCGUUCAUGACACAGGGUUAUCUUUAAAGUUAGAGAUCCAGUACAAGGUUUCGAAGAAAGUUGGAGAUAGAUGGAAAUGGAAGAAUUCCAAUUUUUUUUUGCAUAGAGAAAGGAACGGUUUUUGUUUUGAUGUUAAAGGUGGAGUCACUAAAGAUAAAUUAUUACACCGUCCAGUGAUUGUCUCAAAUAUUGCAGUAGACAGUAAUCUUGAAAAUUUAGGGAUUAUAUUCGCUGGCGAUGAAAUCCUCUCCAUUAAUGGACAAUCUGUCAAUGACUUACAUUCUUCAAAAAUAAAGCAACUAAUCAACCAAUCAGGUCAGGAGCUUGAAUUGGAAGUUAAAUAUCCAACCGGUCAAAAAGAAUGUCAAAUAACCUCUGGAAAUAGUUUUGUUGUACAAAUCAAUCGUGAAAAUAAUCGAAUCGACAUUGGCAUUACAUUAAGUGUUUCAUUUGAAUAUGAAUGUGAUGGCAGCAUCCUUGUUAUUUCCGAGAUACGGGAAGGUAGUCUCGCUGACAGAACUGAUCUUCUUGCAGUUGGUCAUCUAAUACUAUCCAUAAACAACAUCUCAUUGGAUGGCAUAUCUUUACCACAAGCCAACCAAAUGUUGUGGAAUUCACCUGAUACUGUGCUUAUUGAGGUGAUGGGUGAUGCACCAUGCGAUAUCUAUACGGGAGUUGAAGCGGAUUUAAUGGUAAAACCUUCAGAUUAUAGACAUCACGUGGAUUCUCCUAAUACCACCUAUGGUAAUGACUAUGGUAAUCUCCAUGAAGGCGUCACUAAUACUUCGACAAGAUCUUUUGUUAGAACUAUGAAUCAAAAUAAUAGUUUCUGCUUUAAUACAUUGCCUGCACGACCUUAUCCCUAUCUUCAAAGGCAUUCCAAUGCUGUACCAAAUGGUAGCAUCAGAGGCUUUCCCAGUCAAAUGAAUAGUUGCAAUCGAUCUGCUACGUUAAACAGAAUGUCACUGCGCUCACGUAGAUCUUCACAGCAUUCUAGUAGUUUGUGUAACAGUUAUGGUCAAUCAAGAACUCUCCGUAAUGGUUCAGUUCAGUCUUUUAGUCCCAGUUUUGUGAGCAGUGCACAUGUGAAUGUGUUGUGUCGGUACGAGGUGUGCGAAGUGGUCCUAUUUGAUAAAGAUUUAGGCGUCGAGGUGCAAGAUGUUGGGUAUGGUUUAGUCAUUGUCAACCUAAUCCCACAAAAAUCCUUGUUAAAAACUGGUGUAGUAAGUCCUGGUGAUCGAAUAUUAAGUAUCAAUGGAACAUCAACAGAAAAUAUGAUAGAUAUUGAUUUUUAUCAUGCAAUUGAAAAUAUAGAGCUUCCGCUUACUCUAACUGUUGAAUUCGACGUAUCAGAUUCCAUUGUUCCCAAUCAAGGAACAUUUACCAUAAAAAGUCGCAAAAAUAACAAUUCCACCGGAUUGCUGCUCACAAGUACAAUUUCUAAUGACAAGGAGGAACAGUUACGUAUACAUGAUAUAAAGAAAGGUAGUCCAGCUUACAGGUUAGGCGUGCUAGCUGCAGGUGAUCAGUUGUUGUCACUGAAUGGCGAGUGUGUGAAUCAUUACACUCCUGAAUAUGUUUAUCAACUUAUUGAAAAAUCAAAUGAUCCUAUCGAAGUCACCAUUAAGAAAGAUGAAGAAGUCGCUGGUCCGACUUUCUCUGUGGAACUUACAAGAAACGGUGAAUCGCUUGGAAUGUCAUUAUCAGGUUCAGAGCAGCCAUUUGAACCGAUUAUCAUCAGUCAUGUAUCAGAGGACGGACUCGCAUAUAGAAGUAACGCUAUCAACAUAGGUGAUCAAAUCCUAGCUAUCAAUGAAUGCACACUGCGUGGAAAGACUUUGUCACAAGCCGACGAACUUUUAAAGUCUUCGGGAAAUAAAGUGAAAUUUUUAAUUAAAAGAAAACCUGUACGGAAAGUCAAGUCUGGUGUAGAGUCACAUACUAAGCACGUAGCUGACUCUACUGCGUCCGUAUCUGAGGUAAAAAAUCUAGUUUCUGCUUACAGUUGUGAAGUUGACAGUUACAGACAAAAUGUCACCUCUACGUCGAACCAGAUUCCGAUAAGGGAUGAAUCAGAAUCAAACUCAACAGAACCACUCUCAUCCUCCUUACUGAAAGAAGCGGUAGGGAAUGUAGCUAAAAAGAAAGCAACGUCAUUUGACAGCAACUCAACGGUACCUGUAUCAUCCUCGAAGAGUGUAUCCCCCCUAAAUUUACCUGGUGAUGAUGCGAGGGUAAUUUCUACAACGAUACGUAGUGUUGAUACCACAGUGUCACCUCCAGUAUUAUUUAGUGAUGAUACAAGGGUGUCAACUCCAACGUUGUGUAGUGAUGAUACGAAGGUAUCACCUGCAAUAUCACGUAAUAAUGAUACGAGGGUAUCAGCUGCAAUGUUACGUAAUAAUGAUACGAGGGUAUCAUCUCCAACGUUAUGUAGUGAUUAUGCGAGGGCAUCACCUGCAAAGUUACCCAGUAGUGUUGUGAGGGUAUCACCUCUACGUAGUGAUGAUACGAGGAUAUUACCUCUAACGUUAUGUAGUGAUGAUAUAAGAGUAUCGCUGUCAACGUCACGUAGUGAUAACACUGUAAAGAAUAGUAACAUUAUCGAAAGGCCUGCUGUAGUGGCGCAGAAUUAUUCGCGAAUGACUGAUAAAAAUUAUUUUGUUUCUGCAGAAACAGAGGGAGAUAAAAAUAAGCAUACGCAAAGAACUUUUAAUCCUCAUUCCUUUGACACUGAAGUUUUGACCUUGAAAUCAUCCACCACGCCCUUCAGAAGGUCAAUACGGUACAAGAAACAACCCUUAGAUAAUAAUUUAAAAUUAAAAAACAGUCAAGAAAAUAAUGCUGGCCAAUUAAAAGACGAUUCCGUGUUAUUUAACCCUGCUCAAAUGCCUUUUGUGUUUAAAAGCAAAAUUGCCGAUGACGCAGUUCAAAGAAACCAAUCCGAAAAGGAUCAAGGCAUUGACAAACAGGAAAACAGCAAUAAAAAUCGCACAAGAUUGGACUCUGAUGUUGUUCUGUAUCUCGUGGAACUUCAAAAGCCACGUGAAUCCGAUGAAUUCGGUUUUAGCGUUUCGGAGAGCUCAUUAGGAAGCGGAGUUUAUAUAAAGACAAUACAAAAAGGAUCGCCAGCUGACAUGUCCAAAGCUAUUAAGAAAUACGACAGAAUCUUAAAGGUUAACGGUGUUUGCACACGUGACUUGUCGUACGACCAUGUUGUGCCCUUACUUCAACAAGGUGGUACUAAGUUGGAUCUUGUGCUGGAACGGAAAACCAUGGUGCAUGUGUCUGUUUUGUAAUUAAAAUCUUUUGGGUAAAUAUUAUAUUAGUUGAGUGUAAGUAUAUUUUCGCGAGAAUUAACUUUCGCGAAUUUUAUGGGUAUAAUUUCACAUUUUUCAAGAAAAUAUGUGCAAGUGCAACUGAAGUAAAAAACAAAUAUUUCGCUAAAAUAGAAUAAAAUUUUUCGCUGGUUUCGCGAUUUAUAGAAAUCAAAAUUACUGCUGAGCCUAACUUCUGCGAUUUAGGACAAAGAUGGCGUGAAACUUUGUCUCGCGAAACUUUGUCUCUUUCUAUAAAGUACGACCUGAAAAAGUAGUAUCCGCAAAAAAAUUGACUCGCAAAGGUCAAUGUCUUUUGCACGAUAACUGUUUACCAAAUCUUUUGCUCACUGCAGUAAGUUCAAAUUAUUAGCCUUUUUUUUUCGUUUUAUUUAUUUAAUUUUACUUUUUUACUUUUUUAGGCUUUAUAGCCCUUAUAGGCGUUUUUUUUUUAUGAAAUUGACUUUUUCUGUAUCAUUGUGUAUUUGUUUAAAAAAAUUAAAAAUUUGUAUUUAUAAAAAUAUUUUUGUCUGACUUCUUUGUUUUUAAGUAUCUUCAAUUGUAUUUUCAGAACGUUGUUUGUUGACCGUAUUUUGUAAUAUUUAUCCAGUGAAACACUUGUUGGUUUCGUAUAUACAAGUUUAUACGUAUAGUAUAUAUAACCCACAUAUUUUUAUAAAAAUAACUACUUAAAUUUAGGGACUUGAAAAUUACUCUAUCUACAGAGAUGUAGAGUCAGAGUUUUCAGACUUUCGAGUUUAUUUUAAAUUAUUCUCAUGGAAAUUUAAACCCUCGCAUAUACAAGAAAAUUGUGUUGAAAAAUCAACUCGGUAUAGAUAUUUGUUGUAAGCUGGAUCUGGAAUUGAAAUUUAAUUAAUAAAUCAUCGAAGUGCUGACAAGAAAUCCUUGAGGUAUUUUUAAGGUGUUGCUGUAUAGAUUAGUAUAUUUUAUAUUAGAAGAAGGAAUUUUUAAAGUUUAUAAUUUGGGAAGGAAAAUAUUUAUUUUUGAUAUAUUUAUAUAUUCAACAAUUUUACUAAUAUUUUGUUACAUGUUUUGGUUACAUUCUAUAUAAAUAUAUUAUGUAUGUACUUU
Molecule: messenger RNA, 4792 nt
Organism: Hydractinia symbiolongicarpus
Lineage: Eukaryota; Metazoa; Cnidaria; Hydrozoa; Anthoathecata; Hydractiniidae
Product: glutamate receptor-interacting protein 1-like
Exons: 22
Coding region: 50-3682 (1210 amino acids)
Biological process (GO): neurotransmitter receptor transport, endosome to postsynaptic membrane
Molecular function (GO): protein binding
Source: RefSeq, a predicted model, not a curated record